AUGGCCUCCAUUGGGCUUCCCGUGCCACCGGGAUUCACGUUGACCACGGAGGUGUGCACUCACUUCUACCAGAACGAGUGCAACUACCCCAAGGAGCUCACCCAACAGGUGGAAGAAGCGCUUUCUUUGGUCCAACAGCGCACGGGCCGCGUCUUUGGCGAUGAAACCAACCCACUGUUGGUGUCC
Messenger RNA from Durusdinium trenchii, 186 nucleotides. NCBI's taxonomy places the organism in Eukaryota, Dinophyceae, Suessiales, Symbiodiniaceae. The record is from the annotation of a GenBank genome assembly.